UGAACAGAAAGUCCGUCCCGCCCUCUUGCCAAUAACGUUAAUAUGGAGCAUCCCGUCCGGGACGUUGCGACGUGAGACGAGUACGCCUGGGAACAACGAGGUUAGGCACCGGCGCACUGGAGUGGAGUUGUAGUUGUGUGAGCAGCCUGAAGGCUGGAACAAAGCUAGAACAACUUACCCUCACAUUGUAUGUCUUGCUUCCUGUCUGCAAACAUCUCAAAAUGAUCCAGCCAAACUAACUGCCAGCACUUUGUCAUCCGCUGGCUCUCCGAGAUGUCCACCCUGUUUCUUGAUUGGACAGAAGACUGAAUCACAUUCCUGGAGGCGUCGAGGGGACUCUCUGCCCGCUGCGCAUGCUUGAGUGUCCUGCUCUUCAACAUGGCUCCUGACCUCCUCGCUUCGCAUUCGAGUCACCCGCAAAAAUGUGCGUUGUCAUGGUGAUCAUUAGCAAAAAACCGCUGGAGAAGAAGCGCGUCGAAGAUGUAACGUCCAGGUGUCCGGAAAUAGGCCAGCUGCGGGAGCCGACCAUGAGCCAGGGAACGGCCCUCUUCUCUUGUGGACUGAUGGAGGCGGGCCGGUGGCGUGAGCUGGGCCAGGGCUGCCCCUCGCGGCCCGUGGGCGCCAGCCUGGAGAGCCUGUGGGACGCGGUGCCCGAGGAGUGCCAGAGCCCCACGGGGUGGCUGGGCGGCGGCGGUGGCGGCGGUGGCGGCGGCGGCGGCGGCGGCGCCAUCUCGGGGCUGCUGCGGGAGCUCAGCCUGGCGGACCCGGCGGCCUUCGCCGCGGCGCCGCCCAGCAAGCGGCAGUGCCGGUCGCUGUCCUGCUCCGACGAGCUGGCGGGGGGCUGCCGCGCGGCGUGGCGGCCCCAGGGGUCCCGCGUCUGGACGGCGGUGGAGAAGCGGCGCUGCCACAGCGGGGGCAGCGUGCACCGCGGCGCCGGGGGCGGAGCCUCGGGGGCGCCGGCCGCCGUCGUCUUCCCCGCCAUGCAGCGCAGCUCCAGCUUCAGCCUGCCGGCGCGCUCCAACGCGGCGCUGGAGCUGCCGUGCUUCUCCCCGGGCCUGGCGCCCGCCUUCACCGGCCGGGCCUCCCCUUCCUCCUCCUCCUCCUCCUCCUCCUCCUCCUCUUCCUCCUCCCCCUCCUCCUCCUCGGUGACCCUGUCGUCGGCGGCGCCCGGCGGCCUCUACCUCUCGCACGAACACAUCUUCCCGGCGCUGGCGCCCCCGGGGGCGUCGCCCGACAGCUCCCCGGGCUCCACCCCCGAGCUGGAGCGGCGGAGGGGCGUGGCCGGGCCGGGGGGAGGGGGGGGGGGGCUGGCCCGCAGCCGCUCGCAGCCCUGCGCGCUCGACCACAAGAAGACGGGCGUGAAGCGCCGGAGGCCGGCCGACUCGCGGCCGUCCCUGGACCUCGCCAAGAUGACCCAGAAACUGCGCAGCUUCCACAGCCUCAGCUGUCCUGGGAUCCCCGGCGAGGACGGCCGCCAAUCAACCCAGGCCCCGCCCACCCUCAGAAGCCCCGCCCCCUGGGAGAGCAGCGACUUCCUCCGGGACCCCGCGUCCCGGUCCAAGGAGGGCGAGGGGGAGGGCAUGAGCGUGGGCUCGGACCCCGCCAUCGAGGAGCUGGGCUGGGGGGCCCCGGACUACGGCGACGCCACGGGGGGCGGGGAUACGACCGGCGGCGGCGGCGGCGGCGAGUACCUGUGGGCGGGGUUGUGCAGCCCCAGGAAGGACAUGUAUCAGCUGGGGGGCAUGCUCGACAUCGAGCAGAUCGAGAGGAACUGAGCCCCCCCCCCAUGCCCCCC
This is a messenger RNA of Gadus chalcogrammus (walleye pollock), 1795 nucleotides long. RefSeq names its product family with sequence similarity 53 member B (gene fam53b). Bases 423 to 1775 code for a protein of 450 amino acids. Gene Ontology annotation, biological process: protein import into nucleus; positive regulation of canonical Wnt signaling pathway. The transcript is spliced from 5 exons. NCBI's taxonomy places the organism in Eukaryota, Metazoa, Chordata, Actinopteri, Gadiformes, Gadidae. Gene Ontology annotation, cellular component: nucleus. The record is from RefSeq and is a predicted model, not a curated record.